This is a messenger RNA of Empidonax traillii (willow flycatcher), 2579 nucleotides long. It is a transcript of the gene ACTA2, whose product is annotated as actin alpha 2, smooth muscle. Lineage: Eukaryota; Metazoa; Chordata; Aves; Passeriformes; Tyrannidae. The coding region runs from base 151 to 1284 and encodes 377 amino acids. The transcript is spliced from 9 exons. The record is from RefSeq and is a predicted model, not a curated record.
GGGAGGCUGGUGGGAGGAGAAGAGUUGAAGGGUCUAUAUAAUCUCAGAGCUUUCAGAUACAGAGUGCACCAUCCCAGAGCAGCUAUCACCAGCCAAGCACUGUCAGGGACUGUUUUCUGUCUGGAGGGCCAGAGGACACUGACGUAGAAGAUGUGUGAGGAAGAGGACAGCACUGCCCUUGUGUGUGACAAUGGGUCAGGGCUCUGUAAAGCCGGCUUUGCCGGGGAUGAUGCUCCAAGAGCAGUUUUCCCAUCCAUCGUGGGUCGUCCCAGGCACCAGGGUGUGAUGGUUGGUAUGGGUCAAAAAGACAGCUACGUAGGUGAUGAGGCUCAAAGCAAGAGAGGAAUCCUGACCUUGAAAUACCCCAUAGAACAUGGCAUCAUUACAAACUGGGAUGACAUGGAGAAGAUCUGGCAUCACUCUUUCUAUAAUGAGCUCCGGGUUGCACCUGAAGAACACCCGACCCUGCUGACUGAAGCACCGCUGAAUCCCAAAGCCAACCGUGAGAAGAUGACCCAGAUUAUGUUUGAGACAUUCAAUGUGCCAGCCAUGUAUGUAGCUAUUCAAGCCGUUCUGUCCCUCUAUGCCUCUGGACGUACCACAGGGAUCGUGCUCGACUCCGGGGAUGGUGUCACCCACAACGUGCCAAUCUAUGAAGGCUAUGCCCUGCCACACGCCAUCAUGCGUCUGGACCUGGCGGGCCGUGACCUGACAGACUACCUCAUGAAAAUCCUGACGGAGCGUGGAUACUCCUUUGUGACCACUGCGGAGCGUGAAAUUGUCCGUGACAUCAAGGAGAAGCUGUGUUAUGUGGCCCUGGACUUUGAAAAUGAGAUGGCCACUGCUGCAUCUUCCUCCUCUCUGGAAAAAAGCUAUGAGCUUCCUGAUGGUCAGGUGAUCACCAUUGGAAACGAACGCUUCCGCUGCCCAGAGACCCUCUUCCAGCCAUCCUUCAUUGGCAUGGAGUCUGCUGGCAUUCAUGAAACCACUUACAACAGCAUCAUGAAAUGUGACAUAGACAUCCGAAAGGAUCUUUAUGCCAACAAUGUGCUGUCUGGAGGCACUACAAUGUACCCGGGUAUUGCAGACAGGAUGCAGAAGGAAAUAACUGCUUUGGCUCCUAGCACUAUGAAGAUCAAGAUCAUUGCUCCUCCUGAACGCAAGUACUCUGUCUGGAUUGGAGGUUCUAUUCUUGCCUCCCUCUCCACUUUCCAGCAGAUGUGGAUCAGCAAACAAGAAUAUGAUGAAGCUGGCCCAUCCAUUGUUCACCGCAAAUGCUUCUAAAUUGCUUUAUCUUUAUAUAUCUCCUUCGUGUGAAUGUAUUUGGGAAAAUACAUUCUUAUAAUUUCAUUCCAUAAAUGCUUCAUCUUAAUUAUCUAAUUAAUUGGAUACUGUGUAUUUUUUGUAAUAAAUUUUAAUUAUGUUACAAAAUUGCUGCUCCUAUUUAAAAAAACAAAACCAAAAGCCACGCCGUGCAUGUGUGGAGAUACCAUUACAGCUGGUUUGAAGCACCAUCUUGUGACAUGAAUUUGUUACUACACUGUACUGGGCUUAAAGGUGAUACCUUUAGCUUAGUGACACCAAUGCCAGAAAAUGCUUACCUAUCAGGCUGCACGUUCUCAAAGUUCAGCCUCAGAAAACAUUUUAAUCUGCAAACAGAACAUGAUUUUUCCAAAGUUCUGGGCAGUACCAAAGGAGCAUAGCAUGUGUUCAAUAUCAGGAUGAGCAUGGGCACUCUGCUUUGCAUCUGCUCUAUCCAGAAAUACUUUCUCUCCACAUCACUUCUUAAUUCACAGCUGUCAUGCUGGAAAAGCCAAUUGCUUACAGGAUAUCAGAGGUGUACAAUGUGUACCACAACAUUUCUGUGUUUUCUUUGAAGAAACAAAGCCUGUUCCUUUGGGAGCAUAUCUAAACACUAAUAUUAGGUUGAACAUAUGCCCUCAGGAUGAGUGCAGCCUAUUAUUUUUAUGUUGUGAUUUCUAGCAAGAUCUAAAGAGUAAUUAAGCUGGCUUAAUACACUUUCUCUUCAGAACUAAUUUUUUUGGGGGGUGGAGGGGGUGAGUAAUGUAAUCAAAGUAGAUAAAAUAAUUUAGACAAUUUUCUUUUUCUGUGAUUUUUCUGAUUCCUUUUAUAAUCCUAAAUACAUCAAAACUUAUAGUUAGCUAAAAGCAUAUGCAUAGAAGCUGAAGCCAGUAAUACUGUCUGAAAAGUAUAUAUAUAUAUAUAUAUAUGAAUAAAGAAUUCACUGAGACAGGCCUGAAAAAGGUCACUUCUAAGGAACUUGCUGCAAUCUGUGUUCAUUAGAGUUCAGGAUAAAGGAUGCUAUUUAUUUUUGUUAACCUAUUUUCCUCCCUAAACUCAAUAGUUUAUCUCACUUGCCUGUUACUUGUUGUCUUUCAAACUGUAAGCUUUUUGCAACAGCACCUGUUAUUUACCUGCAUAACCCCGGGGUUCCAGAUCUUGUCCAGCUUCCGAGUGUUAGCACAUGUUGCAAACCUCUUUGUACUAACCUCAUUACUUAAAGUGUAGGUCAUCUAAGUUCUUGGAACAACUACUAAAUAAACUCUUGUAAAAGCAAA